AUGGCCGCCGAUCAGGAUUACAAGGCAACUUUGCUCCCUCUUUUGAUCUCCAACAAUGUCCUGUCCUUCGGCUCCUAUGUUCUGAAAUCGGGUCGCGAGUCGCCCUACUUCUUCACCUCCUCUCUUCUUCACACUGCGCCCCUCCUCCGGGCUACCUCCGCCGCCUACGCAAGCGUCUUGUCUGCCGAGCCGUUCGUCACCACCGCCGCUGAUGGCACCACGAAACCCAACUUCGACAUUAUCUUUGGCCCCGCCUACAAGGGCAUCCCUAUCGCGGCGGCGGUGACGAACGAACUGGCCGUUCGCGACUCCCUUGCCGUGCCUCCCAAGGGAACCUGGGACAACGUCAGCUACUCCUUCAACCGCAAAGAGGCCAAAGCGCACGGCGAGGGAGGCAACAUUGUCGGUGCCCCGCUGAAGGGCAAGCGUGUCGUCAUUGUCGACGACGUGAUCACCGCCGGAACUGCCCUGCGCGAGGCUGUCGGCAUCAUCCAGAAGGAGGGAGGCAUUGUCGCUGGUGUGGUCGUCCUCUUGGACCGGGAGGAGCGGGUCAGCGACUCGGAGACGAAGAGCGCUGUGGGCGUUGCGCAGCGCGAUCUUGGUGACAGCAUUCCCAUCCGCGCCGUCAUCGGUCUGCAUGACCUCAUUGAGAAGCUGGGUGACAAGAUUGGCGAGUCGGAGAUUCAGCGUUUGAAGGACUACCGGGCUCGCUAUGGAGCGGAGUAG
Aspergillus terreus NIH2624 is the source of this 726-nucleotide messenger RNA. RefSeq names its product orotate phosphoribosyltransferase. Gene Ontology annotation, cellular component: cytoplasm. NCBI's taxonomy places the organism in Eukaryota, Fungi, Ascomycota, Eurotiomycetes, Eurotiales, Aspergillaceae. Gene Ontology annotation, biological process: pyrimidine ribonucleoside biosynthetic process; pyrimidine nucleotide biosynthetic process; 'de novo' pyrimidine nucleobase biosynthetic process. Gene Ontology annotation, molecular function: orotate phosphoribosyltransferase activity. The record is from RefSeq and is a predicted model, not a curated record. The transcript has a single exon. Bases 1 to 726 code for a protein of 241 amino acids.